Daldinia caldariorum is the source of this 674-nucleotide messenger RNA. RefSeq lists its product as uncharacterized. Bases 33 to 674 code for a protein of 213 amino acids. The record is from RefSeq and is a predicted model, not a curated record. The transcript is spliced from 3 exons. Lineage: Eukaryota; Fungi; Ascomycota; Sordariomycetes; Xylariales; Hypoxylaceae.
CGUUGCAGUUACAAAUUAUACAAACAGCAAAUAUGUCUUUCCCUCCAUCCAAAGAAUUUCAGGCAAUUCCCUGGGAAAAAGGAAUGCGACUCGGCCCUGGCAGACGCUUUCCAGAUACCUUUUUGGACAGGCUCGGUGAAAUAAAAGUAAAGACGGGCUCUGGUACUGUGGAAGACCCUUUGGUCCUUUGGCCUCUCCCGGGUCCCUGGACAAGCAGAGGCCAUAGGCAAUCCGUAAUCAUGGACAUAGUCAAGCAGACAACAUCCGAUUGUGGUCUAAGUCAUGCAUGGAUCGCGUCUGAUAUUCACCCUACAUGUACUACCGGAUGGAAGGACGGCAAACGCCAGAUUGAUAAGGAUGAUUAUCAUGUCACUGUGCGGAUGGGAUCCAACAGCAGAACUUGUAAUAUUCAUGGGCACAUCUACCUCAUUUGUGAAGGAAAUGAUAUGCGAAGAAACAUUGUUCGCGCCAUGAAGACAUCCGAACGAGGCAUUGUGGGCGGCACAAGCCCUCAACUAUUGGUUUGGGGCCCUUACGAUCCAAGUUGGCCCAGAGCGAAGACCCCAUUGCCGGAGCCGCCAUACAAGGUCAAAAAGGAUUCAAUUCUGGAAUUCCAGAACAAAGCCAGAGCUGAGGCUGCCGCCGCCGCGAACGCAUCAAACAGGAAGCGUUAA